This is a messenger RNA of Telopea speciosissima, 3726 nucleotides long. RefSeq names its product inositol hexakisphosphate and diphosphoinositol-pentakisphosphate kinase VIP2-like. Gene Ontology annotation, molecular function: inositol hexakisphosphate kinase activity; diphosphoinositol pentakisphosphate kinase activity; 5-diphosphoinositol pentakisphosphate 1-kinase activity. NCBI's taxonomy places the organism in Eukaryota, Viridiplantae, Streptophyta, Magnoliopsida, Proteales, Proteaceae. Gene Ontology annotation, biological process: inositol metabolic process; inositol phosphate biosynthetic process. The record is from RefSeq and is a predicted model, not a curated record. Bases 344 to 3502 code for a protein of 1052 amino acids. The transcript is spliced from 30 exons.
GAUGUGUUUCAUUCAUCAUCUUCUGAUUACGAUUUCCGCCGACUAAGAUUCAUCAUUCAUUUAUCUUUAUCUUUCGGUUCUUGUUUCUUCUCGGUUAAGAAUCGAGAGUCUUAGAAGAGAAGAAGAGUUCUCAGUGGUCGUUCAUGGCGGCGACCUUUUGAUUUCGUUUUUUUUCUUCUUUUCUUUUCUUUUUAUCGUAUUUCUUUGACUCGAACAGAGAAGAAACUCUUGAUAAGGACUGUUUUGAUUCAGAAUCUUUAGUGUCUUAUAACAUAGAAAAAAAAUUAAAAAAAUAAAUAAAGAAACAGAGGAGGUUUGCAGCUAGAACAUAGAAGGAGAGGAAAUGGCGGAUUCGGAUGGAAAUGUUGGUACAAAGAUAAAGAUUGGUGUCUGCGUCAUGGAAAAGAAGGUAUUCUCCGCUCCCAUGGGACAGAUCCUUGAGAGACUACAGUCAUUUGGUGAAUUUGAGAUCAUAUUUUUUGGAGACAAGGUUAUUCUUGAGGAUCCAAUAGAGAGCUGGCCAAUUUGUGAUUGCUUGAUUGCCUUCUACUCCACUGGUUAUCCCCUGGAAAAGGCAGAAGCGUAUGCCGCUUUACGAAAGCCCUUUCUGGUUAAUGAGUUGGAACCACAGCAUCUUCUUCAUGACCGAAGGAAGGUAUACGAGUGUCUUGAAAUGUAUGCAAUUCCUGUUCCAAGAUAUGCCCUAGUAAAUAGGGAAUACCCUUACCAAGAGCUGAAUUAUUUUAUUGAACAAGAUGAUUAUGUUGAGGUUCAUGGAGAGCGCUUCUGGAAGCCCUUUGUGGAGAAACCUAUUGAUGGGGAUGAUCACCGUAUAAUGAUAUACUAUCCCAGUUCAGCAGGUGGGGGUAUGAAGGAGUUAUUUCGAAAGGUUGGUAACCGUUCAAGUGAAUUUCAUCAAGAGGUUCGACGAGUGAGACGUGAAGGCUCUUACAUAUACGAGGAGUUCAUGCCAACAGGAGGAACGGAUGUCAAGGUGUAUACAGUUGGUCCAGAGUAUGCACAUGCUGAGGCAAGGAAGUCUCCUGUUGUUGAUGGUGUAGUCAUGAGGAAUCAUGAUGGAAAAGAAGUGAGAUAUCCUGUACUACUGACUCCAGCUGAGAAGCAAAUGGCAAGAGAUGUUUGCAUUGCAUUUAGGCAAGCGGUUUGUGGAUUUGAUCUCUUACGCUCUGAGGGAAGGUCAUAUGUUUGUGAUGUUAAUGGAUGGAGUUUUGUGAAGAACUCUCACAAGUAUUAUGAUGAUGCUGCUUGUGUAUUGAGGAAAAUGUUUUUAGAUGCCAAGGCCCCUCAUCUUUCUUCAACAAUUCCACCAACUCUGCCCUGGAAAGUCAAUGAACCAGUCCAACCUUCUGAGGGACUAACACGUCAAGGGAGUGGAAUCAUUGGAAACUUUGGGCAGGCAGAGGAGUUACGCUGUGUUAUUGCUGUUAUCCGACAUGGUGAUCGGACUCCCAAACAAAAGGUCAAAUUGAAGGUUACAGAGGAAAAACUAUUAAAUUUAAUGCUAAAAUACAAUGGUGGCCGGCCUAGGUCCGAGACAAAACUCAAAAGUGCUGUUCAGUUGCAAGAUUUGUUGGAUGCAACACGGAUGCUGGUACCUCGUGAAAGGUCUGGUCGAGAAAGCGACAGUGAUGCAGAAGACAUUGAGCAUGCUGAAAAACUUCGACAAGUGAAAGCAGUGCUUGAGGAGGGCGGACACUUUUCAGGCAUUUACAGGAAAGUCCAGUUAAAGCCACUAAAGUGGGUCAAGAUUCCAAAAACUAAUGGUGAAGGUGAAGAAGAACGUCCUGUUGAAGCUCUAAUGGUUCUCAAGUAUGGUGGAGUUCUUACACAUGCUGGAAGAAAGCAGGCAGAAGAACUAGGGAGAUACUUUCGGAACAAUAUGUAUCCAGGUGAAGGUACAGGGUUGCUACGCUUGCAUAGUACUUAUCGUCAUGAUCUGAAAAUAUACAGCUCAGAUGAGGGUCGUGUUCAGAUGUCUGCAGCUGCGUUUGCUAAGGGCCUUCUGGACUUGGAGGGGCAAUUGACUCCAAUACUGGUUUCACUUGUGAGCAAAGACUCCUCUAUGUUGGAUGGACUUGACAAUGCCAGCAUUGAGAUGGAUGAAGCAAAGGCUAGGUUGAAUGAGAUCAUAACAUCAGACGCUAAAACAGUGUACUGCAAUGGAUCUGCCGAAUUUCCUUGGAUGGUUGAUGGUGCUGGACUACCCCCUAUUGCUUCUCAACUUCUACCAAAAUUGGUUAAAUUGACCAAAAAGGUCACAGCACAAGUGAGACUACUUGUUAAAGAUGAAGAUGAGAAACUUGCAAUGACUAGCACAUAUGCAGUUCUUCGUCCAUAUGACCAAGCAAAGGCCCUUGGAAAGAGUAAUAUUGAUGUUGGUCGCAUUGCUUCUGGAUUACCUUGUGGUAGCGAAGGCUUCCUUUUGAUGUAUGCGCGUUGGAAAAAGCUUGAAAGAGACUUAUAUAAUGAACGCAAGGAGCGGUUUGAUAUAACUCAAAUUCCAGAUGUUUAUGAUUCUUGCAAAUAUGAUCUCUUGCACAAUUCACAUCUUAAUUUGGAAGGAUUGGAUGAGCUCUUCAAAGUUGCUCAGUUACUGGCAGACGGUGUUAUCCCAAAUGAAUAUGGUAUAAAUCCAAAGCAGAAGCUCAAAAUUGGUUCUAAGAUUGCCCGCCGUUUGUUGGGAAAGAUUAUGAUUGAUCUACGGAACACUCGUGAAGAAGCGAUUAGUGUUGCUGAAUUAAAAAAUAACCAAGACCAAGGUUUAACAUCCACCAUGGCAGGAAAGAAAACUACGGAUUUGCAAUCAAAACCUCCAGUCAAGAAUGAAGACACAAGACGAUCUAGUUCUACAAGUGAAAUAUCAUUGGACCAAGAUGAUGAUGAUGACAAGGAAACAAAAUACCGUUUGGAUCCAAAGUAUGCCAAUGUCAAGACACCUGAACGACAUGUACGGACACGCCUUUAUUUCACAUCAGAAUCACAUAUACAUUCUUUAAUGAAUGUGCUUCGCUACUGUAACUUGGAUGAAUCUCUGCAAGGAGAGGAAAGCCCUGUCUAUCAUAGUGCUUUGGAGCGUUUGUUCAAAACAAAGGAACUUGACUACAUGAGUUAUAUCGUAUUCAGAAUGUUCGAGAAUACUGAGGUGGCUCUGGAAGACCCAAAAAGGUUCCGCUUAGAGAUGACAUUCAGCCGUGGUGCAGAUUUAAGCCCACUGGAGGAGAAUGAUGGUGAGGCUGCUUCCUUGCAUCAAGAGCACACACUGCCAAUAAUGGGCCCAGAAAGGCUGCAAGAAGUAGGGUCAUAUCUUACACUAGAGAAGAUGGAAAAGAUGAUCCGCCCAUUUGCAAUGCCUGCUGAGGAUUUCCCACCCCCAUCAACACCCCAGGGCUUCUCGGGUUACUUCUCCAAAAGUGCGGGAAUGCUUGAACGCCUGGUGAAUUUGUGGCCUUUCCACAAGCAUGCUAAUGCCAAUGGGAAGUGAUUGUGACUAUGCAUUACUUUUGUUCCCCCUUGAAAGUCAUGCAAUUAACAGUAGCUUUACUAACCAUAUCAAUUUUGCCGGAUCCUAUCGCUGAAAUUAGGAAAAAUAACAUAGUUUUACAACCAAAAAAAUGUUAUUGGAAGUGAAGAGUUUGUAAGUAGCUUCUGUUGCUUUCACAGUCUUUUCAUUGUUCUCCCCCUCCCCCACCUGACCCCCCCCCCCCC